UCUUGAUUCUCUUCUUUGGUUGAUAGGUGUGUUCUUCUUUAUAUAUAGAAUUUAAGAGAAAAGGAAUUACGAUAACAAUUUAAGAAGAUAAAUAUUUUCUUUAUAAAGUUACUACUAAUAUGUUCUCUCUCUCUCUCUCUCUCUCUCUCUCUCUCUCUCUCUCUCUCUCUUUCGUCAUAUCAGAAACAGAGACUGAAAUUUCCUCUAUUGAGUUUCGGUUCAGUCCGAAAGAAACAAGCAAGAAGCGCUCCUCAUUUGUCUACUGACACCUUCAGAUAUAGAAAUAGAGAAUGGGUUGCAGGAGAUCAUCAAUAAUUGUAUCGGACUUGCUAAUUCAAGCUUCCCUUAAAUCUCUCUGUUUUUCUUUAUUUGGUGUUUCUUUCUUUGAAGAACCUCACCUUAUUAGAGAGAUCAGAAGAAGAAGAAGAAGAAGAAGAAGAAGAAGAAGAAGAAGAAGAAGAGGGAGAUACUGCUAAGAAAAUAUGGUUGUGGGUCGUGAGGUAUGGCCAAAGAGAAUCCAGAGAAGCAGGGGAACUGAUGACCUUAGUGAAGAUGUUCUUGAGAUCAUAUUCUCAUAUUUGCCCAUAAAGUCUGCUGUGCAGAUGGGAGUUCUAUCUUCUAGAUUCAGUAAUUCAUGGGUCUAUUGUCAAAAUCUUGAUUUUGGCAAGAACUUUGCACGAGGCCGGAGCACAGAGGAUUUCACAAGAAUAGUUGAUCAGGUUCUGAAUCUCCAUUUAGGCUCUAAGGUAUGUACAUUCCAAUUAUUCUUUGAUCCAAGACAGAAGAUCCGACAAGUUGAGGAAUGGAUACGUUUCGCUGUAAAGAAAGGAGUUGAAGAGGUUGAUAUAGAUUUCUCUCCAGGGAAGAACCUGAACUUAAUUCCUGAUUUUCUCUUAGAUUGUGGAUCACUGAAGGUUCUAAGAUUAAAUUUCUGUGAGUUUCUUAGGCCCUCUUUCAGCUUCAAUGGUUUGCUCUCACUCACCACUCUCUCUCUUACAAGGGUUGGCAUCACUGACAACAUAAUCCAAUCUGUGUUCAAUUCAUGCUUGCUUCUAGAGAACUUAGAUCUGAAUAAGUGUCUUGGAAUUCGGAAUCUCGGAAUUUCAGCCAAAAAUCUUAGGAGGUUCAAGGUGUUGAAGGUCACAGAUUGUUAUAACCUAUCUUUGUUGUAUAUAGAUGCACCAACUCUACAGUCACUGCAUUAUUCCGGAAAGGUUAGGAGGUUCAUUUUCUCCUCCAGUACAUUGAAUCUAAAGUAUGCAAUGCUUAAUUUCUCUGCUUCAAUGUCCAAAGGGAUUGAGGAGAAUCUUUACAUGAGAAAUCUUCCAUUUUAUUUAGCUCAUGUCAACAGUCUCACUGUCACUAGUAUUUUCCUUCAGGGACUAUCUCCCAAGUAUGUGGAUGGAGAAUUUAGAGCUAUUCAAAUCCGUUUAUACAACUUGAAGGAAUUUCAACUGUUGAUGGAGAAAAGCAGUUACUGCAAUCCGUUCGACAUUGUUAUUUUCCUGAAAAACUGCCCAUUCUUAGAGAGAAUUAUUAUAGAUCUCAAAGGAUUUUCAUUCCACUGUGGGUAUUACUGGGAGCUAUAUGGGAAGAAGCCACUAGUACAACUUGAUUGCAAAUUUCAUAACCUUAAAUCUGUCAAGUUGAAGGGUUUCAAGUUUGAAGAGUGUGAAUUGUUGUUGCUGAAGUUUGUGUUAGAGAAGGCUAUUGUGUUAGAAGAUUUGUCUCUUGUGCCUGAUUACAAGAAUAGAAAAACUUGUGCUGCUAUGAUACAAAUGUAUCACCAGUUAUUUCUUUCUUGGUGUGCAUCUGCAAAGACUAAAAUAGUUAUAUCAGAGAACCAAAAAGACUGAUGUUUAUUUCCUGCUACGUAUUCUCGGUCUUAAUCAAGUGAGGAACCGAAAAUUUUGAGAAAGCCUGUCAGUGUUCUCCUCAUAUAUGUAUACUCUUAUCCUCAUGGAAGUAUUGGAAGCGACUCAUCGGUGAAAAAUAUUUCCUAGUCUUUGGUCAUUCAAUCAGAUUGAGAGUGUAACAAAUCUUAAAUGUUCUGUUCUCUGUACAGAUAUUGUGAUAUAGAUAGAUCUUCUGAGGCUGUAUUUUUUCAGCUUAAAGAUAUAUUCAUACUUGAAUAUGAACCAUUUCAGAGUUGUAUCCCUUAAACAUGA
Messenger RNA from Macadamia integrifolia, 2168 nucleotides. Its product is annotated as putative FBD-associated F-box protein At1g61330. The transcript has 3 exons. The record is from RefSeq and is a predicted model, not a curated record. Bases 483 to 1856 code for a protein of 457 amino acids. Lineage: Eukaryota; Viridiplantae; Streptophyta; Magnoliopsida; Proteales; Proteaceae. Gene Ontology annotation, molecular function: protein binding.